UCAGUUUCGAGAGUACAUGGGAAGUGCUGCUAUCGCCAAAGCUAAGAUUUUAAUGCUUCGGGAAGCUAAGCGUGUUGAGCGUCCUUUGAGCAAAAUUGCAGGCGGCGUUGAUAACCGGGAGAUCAUCGAUAAGUGUAGGAGGACGAACAACAACGAUUUAAAAGAUUCAUCGUGCUGGGUUCCACAUCCUAAGACUGGGAUAUACUUUCCGAAAGGCCAUGAAUGGGUGAUGAAGGAUGUUCCAGACGAUGCGGCUUCUUUGGGUCACACUUUUUGGCUGAGGGGCGUUGAUGGUGUUGAGAAACCAGAGCCUGAUCAUCAAUUACCAAGUGAUCACUAUUUCCAUGCAAAUAUGUGAGCAAACCAAAUUACUUAAAUUAUUAUAAGGAAGGAACAACUAGACUUGAGAAAGAGUUAGGGGAAGAAGGAUUGUGAAUAAAUAUUUUGGCCUUUGGCUGAA
Molecule: messenger RNA, 460 nt
Organism: Durio zibethinus
Lineage: Eukaryota; Viridiplantae; Streptophyta; Magnoliopsida; Malvales; Malvaceae
Source: RefSeq, a predicted model, not a curated record